Malassezia japonica is the source of this 819-nucleotide messenger RNA. RefSeq names its product H(+)-transporting V1 sector ATPase subunit D (gene VMA8). The record is from RefSeq and is a predicted model, not a curated record. Gene Ontology annotation, cellular component: vacuolar proton-transporting V-type ATPase complex; fungal-type vacuole membrane. Lineage: Eukaryota; Fungi; Basidiomycota; Malasseziomycetes; Malasseziales; Malasseziaceae. The coding region runs from base 1 to 819 and encodes 272 amino acids. Gene Ontology annotation, biological process: vacuolar acidification. The transcript is spliced from 2 exons. Gene Ontology annotation, molecular function: proton-transporting ATPase activity, rotational mechanism.
AUGUCGUCCUCGGGACAGCGAGAGGCCGUGUUUGCGACGCGGCAGACGCUGGGCAACACGAAGCUUCGUCUGAAAGGCGCACAGAAUGGCCACUCACUCCUGAAGCGCAAGGCGGAUGCGCUUUCGAAGCGUUUCCGCACGAUCACGGGCAAGAUUCAGGACGCCAAAAAGCAGAUGGGCAAGGUACUGCAGCUCGCUGCGUUCAGCAUGGUCGAAGUGAGCUAUGCGACGGGUGAUAUUGGCUAUGCAGUACGUGAGAACGUCAAGAACGCUACGUUCAAGGUGCGCGCACGCCAGGAGAACAUUAGCGGUGUGCUGCUCCCCUCGUUCGCCGUGCAGUCCUCGGGCGAUAACAGCGAGCAGAGCAAGGAUACGGAGGAGGGCGAGUCGACGGCCGCGCCGCAAGAGUUCAGCCUCACCGGUCUGGGCCGCGGUGGCCAGCAGGUACAAAAGGCCCGCGAGACGUACGCCAAGGCGCUGCGUGUGCUCGUCGACCUCGCGAGUCUGCAGACGGCGUUUGUGAUCCUCGACGAGGUCAUCCGCCUGACGAACCGCCGUGUGAAUGCGAUUGAGCACGUCAUUAUUCCCCGGCUCGAGAACACGAUUGCUUACAUUGUCUCGGAGCUCGAUGAGAUGGACCGCGAGGAGUUCUUCCGCCUGAAAAAGGUGCAAGGCAAGAAGAAGCGCGAGGCCGCCGCCGAGGACAAGGACGAGGGCGUGCCGGAGACCGAAGAGAUCCAAGGUGCGGAAGCGUCCGUCAUCGAGAAGGCCGAGGGCGACAUGCUUAGCGCCGGCAAGGACAGCGACGUGAUCUUCUAG